Molecule: messenger RNA, 10085 nt
Organism: Globicephala melas (long-finned pilot whale)
Lineage: Eukaryota; Metazoa; Chordata; Mammalia; Artiodactyla; Delphinidae
Gene: WDR59
Product: WD repeat domain 59
Biological process (GO): cellular response to amino acid starvation; positive regulation of TORC1 signaling
Cellular component (GO): Seh1-associated complex; vacuolar membrane
Molecular function (GO): signaling adaptor activity; protein binding
Source: RefSeq, a predicted model, not a curated record
CGGCUGGACUGGCUCGGGGCUGCGUGGGGCUUACCGAACCCGGGAACGCGGGUGUCGUGGGUGGGAACGCGUAGUCCUGGGACCGCCGAGUCUGGGCGCGGGAGAUGGCGGCGCGAUGGAGCAGCGAGAACGUGGUGGUGGAGUUCCGCGACUCCCAGGCAACUGCAAUGUCUGUGGACUGUCUGGGGCAGCAUGCAGUGCUUUCCGGCCGCCGAUUCCUAUACAUCGUCAGUCUAGAUGCCCCCUUCGAAGGUCACCGAAAGAUCUCACGCCAGAGCAAGUGGGACAUUGGAGCCGUGCAGUGGAAUCCUCAUGACAGCUUCGCGCACUAUUUUGCAGCCUCGAGCAACCAACGUGUCGACCUUUAUAAGUGGAAAGACGGCAGUGGGGAAGUCAGCACGACCUUACAAGGCCACACUCGUGUCAUCAGUGACUUGGACUGGGCAGUGUUUGAGCCAGAUCUCCUGGUCACCAGCUCUGUGGACACCUACAUCUACAUUUGGGAUAUCAAAGAUACACGGAAGCCGACCGUUGCGCUGUCUGCUGUAGCGGGUGCCUCACAGGUCAAAUGGAAUAAAAAAAACGCUAAUUGCCUUGCCACCAGUCAUGACGGGGAUGUACGGAUAUGGGACAAGCGGAAGCCCAGCACAGCAGUGGAGUAUCUCGCAGCCCACCUCUCCAAAAUCCACGGCCUGGACUGGCACCCAGACAGCGAGCACAUUCUUGCUACCUCCAGUCAAGACAACUCUGUCAAGUUCUGGGAUUACCGCCAGCCUCGGAAAUACCUCAAUAUUCUCCCUUGCCAGGUGCCUGUCUGGAAGGCCCGAUACACUCCUUUCAGCAAUGGAUUGGUGACCGUGAUGGUUCCCCAGCUGCGGAGGGAGAACAGCCUGCUCUUGUGGAAUGUCUUUGACUUGAACACGCCGGUCCAUACCUUCGUAGGCCAUGAUGAUGUGGUGCUGGAAUUCCAGUGGAGGAAACAGAAGGAAGGGUCCAAGGACUACCAACUGGUUACGUGGUCACGGGAUCAGACCCUGAGAAUGUGGCGGGUGGAUUCCCAGAUGCAGAGGCUUUGUGCAAAUGACAUCUUAGAUGGUGUUGAUGAGUUCAUUGAGAGCAUUGCUCUUCUGCCGGAACCAGAGAAGACCCUUCACACUCAGGAUACAGAUCACCAGCACAACUCCAGCCACGGGGAGGAAGAAGUCUUAAAGGAAGACCCCCCAAGCAGUCUCCUGGAAGAGAAGAAAUCAGAGCAGCUGGGCCUGCCUCAGACUCUGCAGCAGGAGUUCUCCCUGAUCAACGUGCAGAUCCGCAAUGUGAACGUGGAGAUGGACGCAGCAGACAGGAGCUGCACAGUGUCUGUGCACUGCAGCAACCACCGCGUCAAGAUGCUGGUGAAGUUCCCUGCGCAGUACCCGAACCACGCGGCCCCUUCCUUCCAGUUCAUUAACCCCACCACCAUCACAUCCACUAUGAAAGCGAAGCUGCUCAAGAUCCUGAAAGACACUUCCCUGCAAAAAGUGAAACGCAACCAGAGCUGUUUGGAGCCCUGCCUGCGCCAGCUCGUCUCCUGCCUUGAGUCUUUUGUGAACCAAGAAGACAGCGCUUCCAGCAAUCCCUUCGCGCUCCCGAACUCUGUCACGCCACCCCUACCGACAUUUGCCCGGGUGACCACCGCCUACGGGUCCUACCAGGAUGCCAAUAUUCCCUUUCCCAGAACCUCGGGGGCCAGAUUCUGCGGGGCAGGGUACCUGGUGUAUUUCACAAGGCCCAUGACGAUGCACCGAGCGGUAUCUCCGACUGAGCCUACUCCGAGGUCUCUGUCAGCUUUGUCUGCCUAUCAUACUGGCUUGAUUGCGCCCAUGAAGAUCCGCACAGAGGCCCCUGGGAACCUCCGUUUGUACAGCGGGAGCCCCACGCGCAGUGAGAAGGAGCAGGUCUCCAUCAGCUCCUUCUACUACAAGGAGCGGAUGUCUCCUCGCUCUGCCCGGCGACGUUGGUCCAUACAAGCAAUUAACGACUUCCCGAAAUCAAGGAGAUGGAAAAGUAAGCGUGAGGGAUCGGACUCUGGGAAUCGACCAAUCAAGGCUGCUGGGAAAGUGAUCAUUCAGGAUAUUGCCUGCCUUCUUCCUGUUCACAAGUCAUUGGGAGAACUAUACAUAUUGAAUGUGAAUGAUAUUCAAGAAACAUGUCAGAAGAAUGCCACUUCUGCCUUGCUUGUUGGAAGGAAGGAUCUCGUCCAGGUUUGGUCGCUGGCUACAGUAGCUACGGAUCUUUGCCUCGGUCCGAAGUCUGACCCAGAUUUGGAAACACCCUGGGCUCGACAUCCAUUUGGGCGACAGCUACUGGAGUCCCUGCUGGCUCAUUACUGCCGGCUCCGGGACGUGCAGACGUUGGCUAUGCUCUGCAGUGUGUUUGAAGCCCAGUCUCGGCCGCAGGGGAUACCAAACCCCUUCGGGCCUUUUCCCAGCCGCUCAUCUAACCUUGUGGUGUCCCACAGUCGAUACCCCAGCUUUACAUCCUCUGGUUCCUGCUCGAGUAUGUCCGACCCAGGAUUCAACACUGGUGGCUGGAACAUAGUGGGAAGAGAGACAGAGCACAUAUCUUCACCCUGGGGAGAGUCCUCACCAGAAGAAAUCCGAUUUGGGAGUCUGACCUACAGUGAUCCUCGUGAGCGAGAGCGUGACCAGCACGAUAAAAAUAAAAGGCUUCUGGACCCCGCCAAUACCCAGCAAUUUGAUGACUUUAAGAAAUGCUAUGGAGAAAUCCUCUACCGCUGGGGUCUGAGGGAGAAACGAGCUGAAGUGCUGAAGUUUGUUUCCUGCCCUCCUGAUCCUCACAAAGGAAUCGAGUUCGGUGUGUACUGCAGCCACUGCCGGAGUGAGGUCAGGGGCACGCAGUGCGCCAUCUGCAAAGGCUUCACGUUCCAGUGCGCCAUCUGCCACGUGGCCGUGCGAGGGUCGUCCAACUUCUGCCUGACCUGUGGGCAUGGGGGACACACCAGCCACAUGAUGGAGUGGUUUCGGACCCAGGAGGUGUGUCCCACCGGGUGUGGGUGCCACUGCCUGCUGGAAAGCACUUUCUGAACUGACAGCCCGUGGGAGUUGUGGGAAAUCCCAGAGAACCCGUCAAUGCCGGUUGACAAGCUCUCUGCCAGGAGAGAGGCUCCAGAACCCACCCCUAACUAGACAGGGAUGUGUUCUCCUCAGAGGCUGACACGGUGCCAGCUGUUCAUGAGCCUUUGCUUCUCUUUUGUUGGCUGUUGGUGGCAUGGAUGUCGGUGGAGGAGGACACAGGCAGGUGGAAGUUUUCUUGGAGAAAAGCACCUGCCUCCAGAGCCGUGUUUACCUUUAAGACGACAGCAUCCUUUCUGAUGCCAUCAGAGAGAUCAAGUUUGGUUGCAAAGGACAGUCUCCUGAGCCAAAGGACCGUGGACAAAUGGGCCUGUGACAUAAGUUUAUGCAUUUAUGACCUGAUGGACUGUGGCCUUUUAAAAUAUACUUAAGUUAUAAAUAUGUAAUGUACUUAAGGAUCCUUAAGAUGUAUUUUUCUGUUUGUUAUUUCUCUUCCAGCUAUUCUCCCUUGGCUAAUAAGAUUCUAGUCAUCGCUUGAAAAACAAAGAGAUGAGGUUGAACGAUAUUUUAGUGAAUGGUUUUUUAUUCUGCUUCUAAUUGAAAUUAACUGUUUGGCGUAGGACCAAAGUCAGCGCUCACAUUUUCAAAGGAAAUGCUGAUUUGCUUUUGUCAUCCGGCAGGAGAAAAUAGAAUUUGACAUUUAAGGUUCUUCCCAACCCCAAGAGUUUUUUUUUUAAUCAUUUCUUUUAACAAAGGAAAAUGAAAUUACAUGGCAGCAUUGCUGUGAGAGUCUCCCGUUGCCACUGUGUUGGUUGGCUGGGUUCCCGUAAGCGCCUCCACUCUUCCCUUGGGCUCCUUCAUAGGCUUUGACCCAUGUUUCUCUGCAUCCACCAGUUCUCCAGAAUGAUUCUCAAUGCUUCCCAUUUUGUAUGUGCCAGGAAAGAGACAUCUUCUUUUCAAUAUUGCUACUGAAAUUUAUAUUUAUUUAUUUUUAAUUUUUAUUUUUUUGGCUGCAUUGGGUCUUAGUUGCGGCACAAAGGGAUCUUUUGUUGCAGCGUGGGCUUCUCUCUAGUUGUGGCAUGCGGGCUUUCUGUCUCUAGGUGUGGCGCGCGGGCUCCAGAGCAUGUGGGCUCUGUAGUUGUGGCGUGUGGGCUCUCUAGUUGAGGCGCACGGCCUCAGUAGUUGUGGUGCGCAGGCUUAGUUGCCCCGCAGCAUGUGGGAUCUCAGCUACCUGACCAGGGAUUGAACCCAUGUCCCCUGCAUUAGAAGGCAGAUUCUUUACCAUUGGACCACCAGGGAAGUCCCUAUAUUUAUUUCUUAGAAUUUUACAAUUCCAAAUUGAUUAGCUUAAGAAAUAUAACUCCAUGUCUCAGAAUGUGAAAGUGUUGUACAUCACUGUGGGGUUUUUUGUUUGUCUUGUUUUGUUCUUGAAUUUUCAUUCAUUUAUUUAUUUUUUUGGCUGCACUGGGUCUUUGUUGCUGCGCAAGGGCUUUCUCUAGUUGUGGUGAGCGAGGGCUACUCUUCGUUGUGGUGCGCGGGCUUCUCAUUGUGGUGGCUUCUCUUGUGGAGCACGGGCUCUAGGUGUGCGGGCUUCAGUAGUUGUGGCAUGUGGGCUCAGUAGUUGUGAUUCAUGGGCUCUAGAGCACAGGCUCAGUAGUUGUGGUGCACGGGAUUAGUUGCUCUGAAGCAUGUGGGAUCUUCCCGGACCAGGGCUCGAACCUGCGUCCCCUGCAUUGGUAGGCAGAUUCUUAACCGCUGCACCACUGGGGAAGUCUGCAUCGCUGUGUUUUAAACUACAGGUCAGGACCCAUUAAUAGAUUGUGAAAUCAAUGUAGUGGAUAAAAACCAGAAUUUUAAAAAAUGAAACAGAGUGGAAGAGAGGUAUCAGAACUUACCAGACAUAGUGUAAACAUUAUUUUCUGUAACUUGUUUACCAGUGUAUAUGCACACACCUGCACAUGUGUAUAACAGAUCACAAUGUAAAUUCCUUCCUUCCUGAGGGUUGUGGUCAAAACGUUUUCAAAGCACUGUUUUGGAUGAUGCUUAUAUGAACAUCAUCCCUGUGUUACUGGGCACAAAACACCAUGUCAUAAGAAAGACCUGGAUCCUGUGCAGUGAGAGCAGAGCUUUAACCUUGGGCUGUGAUCCGAGGUAAGAUGCCAGCGUCUUUGCAGAGUGGGCUGAAUAACUAGGUGUAGUAGGUACAUGGGAGGUGGAUAAAGGAGGCGGCCAAAGACAUCGGAAUUUGUUCACUCUUGUUCACUUGUUUAUAUCGACACUGCUGUAAUGGCACCACGGGAUAAGUCGACAGGUUUUUACAGUAAGUCCCCUAUGUACGAACAAGUUCCAUUCCGAGAGCAUGUUCGUAAGUCCAAUUUGUAAGUCCAACAAAGUUAGCCUAGGAACCCAACUAACACAAUUGGCUGUAUAGUACCGUACUGUAAUAGGUUUAUAAUACUUUUCACACAAAUAAUACAUAAAAAACAAAUAAAGACAACAUUUUUAAUCUUACCGUACAGUACCUUGAAAAGUACAGUAGUACAGCACAACAGCUGGCAUACAGGGACUGGCAUUGAGUGAACACGCAAGAAGAGUUACUGACUGGAGGAGGGAGAGGAGGUGGGAGAUGGUAGAGCUGAAGGAUCGCCAGCAACAGGAGACAGAGGGCAAGCUGCAAUUUCACUCAUGCCUGACGUUGAUGGCAAAGGUUCCGGUUCCUUGCUGGACUGAAUUCUAUCUACCCUCUUGAAAAAACGGGUAGUAGCUCUUUUUUCUCGUCAUAGAUGACACGGUAGCACUGGAUUGCAUUCUGAAUGGCUGCUGCAACCUUCUUGUACCGUUCUGUGUUCGGGUCCUGUGCCUCAAAAACUAACAGUACCUCCUCAAAUAAAGAAAAUCCCCUUGCCAUUUCCUCCGUUGUGAAUCUCUUCGGUUCUUCAGUUACUUCCUCUUGUCUCUCUUCGUCCUUUCUCUGGGCCUCCAAUUCCAUCAGGUCUUCAUUAGUAAGCUCCUCGUGUUACCCAGCAACAGCACUGUACAAUAAAGUACACAAAAGCACAAUCACUUGUAGAGGAUGCACGUAUGUGACAAUGUAUGCCAGACACGUGAACUAACUUACUUGAUGGGACAGGCACGUUCUCAUCUUUGAAAGUUUGCAACUUGAAGGUUUGUAUGUAGAGGACUUACUGUACUGAGGAUCUGUCACGUUCCUCAAUGAAGUCACACCAUUUGCAGAGAACAAUCUUUUCCUGUUCCCCCAGUGCUUGAGCUCAUGUCCUUUGACUCUGUUCCCUUAUGGCAGUUAUCAUUAUUUUCCAGUAAGACUUGUGAUUGAAAAGCAGUCAAAACUUUCAGGAAUAGAUAAAUGGAUGUGAACUCGGCCUUCACUUUGAAAAUGUACAACUAAUCCUGGAAGACUGGUUAUUACCUCCCGAACCAAGUAGCAGAAAUCCCUAGCUUUGCCACCAAGGGGGAUGCCUGUUAGUGUUUGGGAAGUCCUGUAUGGGAAGGCCCAUGGAUAAAUUCGUUUAAUUUGGACUAACAGAAAAAAAGGUAGGAAAAGCACAGACAGGAGUAUCCGGCUUUCCCUUCUAUCUUAAAGAUAUUCCUCUUACAGUAACACAACUCUCGUAACAAUCUCUUAGUACUGUCUUUAUUUGGCUACGUUCAGCCAAGAUACAGUAUAAAGGAUGCGAAGCGAUUGGAUAGAGAUGAUGUCCCUUUUCUCACUGAGCUCAGCUUUGCUGUCACGGCUCUGGAUUGCCACGCAGGAAAGCACUGUCUCUCACUCUCUGUGCUUUCAGAAGAUUGAAAGUAUGGCCUCCAUAAGCUGGCCCUCCCUGCUAGAUGCCUCUGUGUCCAAACUGGGAGUAACUCUGGUUUAAAGGCCUGGGGCCAGGCCAGACAUUACUGUCUUCUGCCACUAUCUUGAUUUAGAGAGAAUCGUUGAUGAAGAACACCUCCAAAACCGUCUCUGUGGUUUUUCUUCCUUUUCUAGUGGAGAUCAGAAAUGGAAGAAAGGGAGAAAAGAUCAACACUGGUAUCCAAAAUAGGUGGAUUUUCUUUCCUGUCAGGAAAAUGUCCCACUUUUCCCAAACCUUGCUGGCUUUUAAGAGGCUUGGGCCAACCUGUUUCUUAAUCAAACAUUUUUCCUUCCGUAAACAUUUUGGACACAGACGCAACAGAGGUAAAAUAGGUGUGCAGUACAAAUAGAAAAUAUACUCUUUCUUGUUUUAGCCACAAAAAGCUUUGAUAGAGUUGGAAAUCCUGAAAUAGAAAUGGUCGAAGGAAUUCCAGGUGAAAUUUUUUCAGAGCCUAGAGCUUCCUGACUUUCUACCUUUUUAAACCUGAGAAACUGUUAACACUAGGUGGCAGCAGAGAUCUAGACUUGGUGAAUCUGAUAGCUUCCUAAGACUGAAAUGAGGUUGCCGAUAAAGAUUAAACCAGACUAGUCUAUACCUGGUUCUCCAGUUGUGAAAGGAAAGAUCUCCUCAAUUCAUCUAGGUUCAUCGAUCCGGUGAUUGAACAGAUAUAUGCCAUCGGAAAAGGAAAGCUAGUUGAAGUCGUGCCCAUCACCUCCUCUAGUAUGAAAAUUUCUCACACAUCAUGGCAUUCCCUCUACCUACCUCAUUAUGUCCUUUCAUUCAAAGAUCAACUUUGGGUUGGCAAACAUUUAAUACGUCUCAAUACAUUAAAACUUAAGUAACGAGUUUUUUUUUAAAGGACAGAUUCUACUUUUCCACCCAUCCACUUAACAAGUAUCCGUUCGGUUUCAGGCACUGUGCUACCCUUUGUAGAAACAUGCUUGUUCAUUAGACAUGAUUCCUUCUGUUUCAUGAUCUUGCAUUUUAGUGUGCGCUAUGCUUAUAACGAAGGUCUUCUGGGUUAGAAAUUUGGAGUGGUGGAAAUAGGGGCUGUGAAUCUCAAGACCUGUGUUCCCACCCCAGCUUUGCUGUGUGACUGUAGUGCAGGCACAGAGCUUCUGUAAAUCUCUAAUUACUCACCUAUUAGGAAAAGGGGCAGAACUAUUUCAGGUGUUGCAAAUUCCAAAGCUUAUGGGGAUCAGGCACGUACCAGAAAUACAGGAAGCAAGUGGAUGUUAUGAUUUGUUUUAUAAAGACACUUUAAGUGGAAUUCUUUAGAAAGACAUUUUGCAUAUGAAGCACAUUGGACUGUUUUCUCUUACACAAAGAAUUUGUCUUCUCUCCCAUUUUUUUUCUUGAAACCCUCAGCCUUCUAGAUCUUCCAUUUGUCUUCCCAUGUUGGUAGAGUCACAGUGUAAAGCGUUUUAGUUCAGCCACAGCCGACUUUACCACAGCUGGGAAUAAUCAGUGAAAGAGAAGUAGCUCACAGAAUCUAGGAGGGCUGGAAAUCAGGCUUGGGGUCAUGCAGCCAAGGGGAGUGUUAAAAUACAGGAUGCCCCGGUCGAUUUGAAUUUCACUUGGAACAUACAAGUUGUUCAUCUGAGGUUCAAAUUGAGUGGAGAUCUUGUAUUUUUUGUUGUUGUUUGGCUACGUUGGGUCUUCGUUGCUGCGCGCGGGCUUUCCCUAGUUGUGGCGAGCGGGGGCUACUCUUCUUUGAGGUGCGCGGUCUUCUCGUUGCAGUGGCUUCUCUUGUUGCGGAGCACGGGCUCUUGGGUGCGCAGGUUUCAGUAGAUGUGGCACACGGGCUCAGUAGUUGUGGCUUGUGGGCUCUAGAGCGCAGGCUCAGUAUUGUGGCGCAUGGGCUUCGUUGCUCCACGACAUGUGGGAUCCUCCCGGACCAGGGCUUGAACCCAUGUUCCCUGCAUUGGCAGGUGGAUCCUUAACCACUGAGCCACCAGGGAAGUCCCAGAUCUUGUAUUUUUAUUUGCUAAAUCUGGCGAUCCUCACCAAGGGUCGUGCUUAAAUUAUACCCUGAGAUGAUUCCAGCUGCUGGCUCCAGCAGGGCCCCCACUUUGAGCAUGGGAUGCCACCCCUCCAGGUCUCUGCCAGCUCUGACUCUGGGGUCUCACCCUGAAUCUGUUCCUCAUGGCUCCUUCUUUGUAUCACCUGUCCAAAAUGAGGUCUUGAAAAGAAGGCCAAUAGCCAAUACAACAAAGGAAAGAUGCCCCGUCUCACGGGUAAUCUGGGACAUGCAAGUUAAGACAAAAGAUAGCAUUGGUGAGGCAGUACGCACAGUGCUAAGAGCCUGGACCCUGUGGCCUGAAUGUGUGGAUUGCAUCUCAGCUUGCCUGUAUCCUUGGCAUUGUGCCUCACUUUCCUCUUCUGUCAAGUAUGAGUAACAGUGCUUACCCCAGUGGGGUCAUUUUGAACAGUAUAUUUUUCUGAAUUUCCAAGAUUGCUUCAAAGUUCAUCGUGCUCUGGCAUAGAGUUCUUUCUGCUCCCUCGGCAGGGUCUCCUAGAGAAUGAGGGGUCUCCUAACUGCCUAAUAAUCAGCCUCGCCGUCACAAUUUACUUUGGAAACCCUCAGGACUCAAUUCGUCAUGGCCUGUAACCUUGCUUAUGUCAACAGAGAAAGUUAAUAAAUGUAUGUCACUCGGCCAGAUGAUCAAGGUCAGCAGUGACAGUGAUUAGUCAUGUUGACAGUGUGAUACGAUAAUGUGACGAAUAGGGCAUUUUACCUCUAUGGUCAUCCUCUCCCAAAUCCAUAAGCCCAGUCUAAUCAUGAGAAAAACAUCAGACUAAUCCCAGCUGAGGGACAUUCUACAAAAUACCUGGCCAGGACUCCUCAAAACUGUCAAGGUCAUCAAACAAGGAAACUGAAAAACUGUCACAGCCCAGAGGAGCCAAAGGAGACGUGACAACUAAAUGUGACGUGGCAUUCUGGAUGGGACCCUGGAACAGAAAAAGCACAUUAGGGAAAAACUAAGGAGAUCUGAGUAAAGGAUGAACUUUAGUUAAUAAUAAUGUACCAAUCAAUAUUGGUUUAUUCAUUGUGACAAAUGUACCAUAUUAACGUACGGAGUUAAUAAAUAGGGAAACUGGGUGUGGAGUGUCUGGGAACUGUCUGUAGUAUCUUUGCAAUUUUUCU